Messenger RNA from Closterium sp. Naga37s-1, 255 nucleotides. NCBI's taxonomy places the organism in Eukaryota, Viridiplantae, Streptophyta, Zygnematophyceae, Desmidiales, Closteriaceae. The record is from the annotation of a GenBank genome assembly.
AAACGUGGUUUCGUCCCUCUGCUGCACAUCCCCAUAAAGCAUGCCUGUGAGGCUGUUGGGUCUGUCAUAGGGAGGAUGGCCGGAACACACAAGUUGAAAGAGGCGAUGGAGACGAGGAUGAGGGCGCUUGGCGUGCAGCUGGAAGAGACAAGGAGGGAGUUGGAGGAGGCUGAGAGGAGGCGAGUGACAGAGAUGGAAUGGAAGGUUGAGGUGGAAAUCAGGCAGAAUGAAGGUGACCAGAAGAAAGCAUGGGAG